UCCAAGGGCGUGCCAGACGUGGUCGAGGAAUCGUCGUGUUCGUACAAUUUUCAGUAAAGCACAAAAUUAAGAUAAGAAAGUACUUUGUUAGUCAUCCCAUAGACACAGUGACUGUAGGACCGUCUGUUACCAACAGGCUGCAAGAGGAGUUUCCCUAUGCACACAUAGCCAUGUCGAAAGACCACGCGAUACUAGACGCUCCCCCGAGCUACAACGAGGCCGUGUUCGGGGCCCCCGGCGCUUCGAACGGCUUCCCGCCCUCCUCGCCGCCCGCCGACGAGUCCUACUACAGCCAGCCUGCGCCUCCGCCUGCCCUCCCCCCAGUCCCCUACGCCGGCGCCCGGCUCGAGCCUUCGUUUCCCCCGGAUCUGAGCCCUCUGCUUGCGUGCCAGGUGCUGACGGUGGGCAGUAAGAUGGGUAAUCUUAGCUACAAGAUAAAGGACAUGGCUGGCCUACAUGUUUUCACUGCCAAGGGAAGCAUCGAAGGAGAUAUUUGCAACUGCUGUGAUCCCACUGCAAGAUGGGUAGAAUUUGAUAUCAGAAACCUUAACAAAGUUCCCUUGGCUCAUUUCAAGGUAACCUUGGAUGAAAUGGGGUGCUGCUCCUUCCCAAAGAUGCAUUUGGAUGUGGCAUACGUCCCAAACAUCCGAAUUGGCCAGGUGUGGGUGCGGGGGAGGUUCGCCUAUGACGUCACUAACAACGGAGGUGAUAUCGUCCUGACAGUCGAGGGGGACGUCGGGUGCUGCGAAAUGUUGCCGUAUAAGAUUUGCACUCCCGCUGGCGUCCAGGUUGGCGCCAUCGAACGUGUAGACAGAAUUAAAAACAGAUUAUUCUUCCCCAUUGAUAUGGACAUCCGAGUUAAAGUUCUGCUUCUGGCGACAACAGUCUUCAUCCAAUAUUCAGAUGAAAGAAGGCGAAAGAAAUAACAAGAAGACGAUUCAGCGCUGGCUCUCAUCAUUCGCACUAGCUUUCUGCUCUCUCUCUCUCUCUCUCUCUCUCUCUCUCUCUCUCUCUCUCUCUCUCUCUCUCUCUCUCUCAUUCUGUACAUUUUCUGCACAAUGCCAGAGGUUAAACGUGACCGCCCUGAAGCCCAUGGUUGGAAUAAUGAACACACACUCCUGGACGACAGGCGAAAACUUCCUGGCAACUCUCUUCUCCGAUUCUACAAUCUUUGCUUCCAGAGGAGAUAAGUUCCAACUGCCCGGACCUCUACCAUCCCAGAACCAGAGUUCAAGAGCUCACAUACAGAUAAUGCUCUGUAAAUACAAUACCUCUACUUGGGUGCACCUGUUUGAAUUAUACUUGCCCAAUAGGGUCUUCAUCCCAUCGCGUGAGACCUACUAGAUUGCCUGCAACAGUACCUGAUUCCCAUACCAGCAGUGACUAGAACCUCGAACAUUUUUAUAAUGCGCAAUGCAACUACCAUUCCUAUGCUCUUAUUUAAUUCUCUUAGACAUCCUUAGAACCCCUUGGGAAGAUUUUAAGCAAAAUAAUGAGGUAUAUCCUUGGCUGUUCUGUCUCCUAUAAGGAUAUUAGUGUGUUGAGAGAAUGUGUUCAUCAAGUGCCUUCAUUCUCCCCAUUAUGUUUCCCAUUUUUCUUAUGUUGUUUUAUGUAUUCAGGUCCUUGCUCAUUAUUAAUGGCCACACUCUCAUUGAAUCAGUUUUCUUUAUAUUCAGAGAUUAAAUAUAUGUGUACCUUUAGCAGAUUUUGAUUUACAGCAGUAGAUGGGAGUGCAGUCAUUCUUUAUGUUCUUAACCCAUACUUACCCGCCCGUGGAAGAAUAGACAGGUAGUAGACUGGCGAGUUUGUCAAGCUUAACCUGAUGGAUGUUACAAGGACUGUUGCAUGCUGUUUCAUAUUUUCUUUCAGAAGAUAUUGAAUAAGGUAGUUAUCAGUGAUUCUUAGGUUCAUCUCAGAAGUCUGUUGCUUCUCCCCAAUUCAACAAAUGGGUCAAUCAGCUUUAGCUCAAGAGAAAUCCCCAACACUGAACUACUUGUGAAUUACUUUUGAUAUCGGAACAAUAGCUAACGGUGAUACUCUUCAUCAUCUCAACUAAGACCGUGCUUAGGUUGGCACUACCUGAUGUUGGUACUUCCUCGCUUUUCUACAACAGAAAGACGAUAUACUCAGCCGCACUUCUACCCAAACCAUCCAAGAAAUAUCGCAUGAGUUCACAAUAUCUGUCUCAUACUAUGGUCCUUCACUUCGUAUAACUCACAACUAUCACGACUCGGACUUGGUAUUCGUUUGACAUUUCGUAUCUAUUUUUGCACAGCUGAAUUUCGGGUACAGGCUAAUCUAUAAGGGUUUCGAGGCGGGGAUGUGCUGUGCUUCCGUAAAACAGUCAUCAACCUGAUUGCCUUGAGUGCCCCUCUAUUAAAGAGAUUUUCUUUAAUUGAUGUUACCAACGGUCCUCUUACAAGUCUGUCGUACCUUGGGCGUAAUAAAUUGAUCAAAAGUAAAUUCUCUCUCUCUCUCUCUCUCUCUCUCUCUCUCUCUCUCUCUCUCUCUCUCUC
This is a messenger RNA of Penaeus monodon (black tiger shrimp), 2516 nucleotides long. RefSeq lists its product as uncharacterized. The coding region runs from base 171 to 926 and encodes 251 amino acids. The record is from RefSeq and is a predicted model, not a curated record. Lineage: Eukaryota; Metazoa; Arthropoda; Malacostraca; Decapoda; Penaeidae. The transcript is spliced from 7 exons.